GAGGCAGUAAGUGCAGCUUGGAAACAUCUUUGACUAAAAGCAGAAAGAGAAACUUUUUUUAAUGCCAGUCUGCUGCUGACUUUAUUAAUCUGUUCCAACCAAAAUGAGUGUGCAGACAGAACUCUGUUGCACUGUCAUCCUGUUGGUACUGUCAAAGCUGGUGCCCGCCCAGUACGAGCUGCAUGGCUACCCGCCGGGCUACCCUGACCCAGAGCAGGAACAGUACACCCCCCCAGUGCUGGACCCAGACACCCCCAGGAUUCAACUCCGGUUGGCAGGAGACAAGAGAAAGCACAAUGAGGGCCGAGUGGAGGUAUACUACAACGGAGAGUGGGGGACGGUGUGCGAUGAUGACUUCAACAUCCACGCUGCCCAGGUGGUGUGCAGGGAGCUGGGCUAUGUGGAAGCUGUCUCAUGGUCGCCAUCAUCAAAAUAUGGAAAAGGAGAAGGAACCAUCUGGUUUGACAAUCUCCAAUGUACUGGCACAGAAAAGACCUUGGCACUGUGCCGUUCUAAUGGGAUUGGAGUGUCUGACUGCAAACACACUGAAGACGUGGGUGUGGUCUGCAGCGACAGGAGGAUCCCUGGCUUCAAAUUUGUGAACUUGCUUCCCAACCACGUGGAGAACCUUGACAUUCGUGUGGAGGACGUCCGUAUACGAGCCAUCCUUUCUUCAUACCGCAAGCGGAUCCCUGUGACUGAAGGUUAUGUAGAGGUGAAGGAUGGUGGCAAGUGGAAGCAGAUCUGUGACACAGAGUGGACCCAGUUCAAUAGCAGAGUCAUCUGCGGCAUGUUUGGCUUCCCCGGGGAAAAGCGCUACAACGCCAGAGUUUACAAGAUGUUUGCUCGCAGGAGGAAACCAACCUACUGGGACUUCUCUGUCAACUGCACUGGUACUGAAGCUCAUUUGUCCAGCUGUAGACUGGGACAUGCUAACUCCAGUGACACCUGCACUGAGGGGUUGCCUGUGGUGGUGAGCUGUGUGCCCGGCAGAGCCUUUGCCCCAACGCCUAUGACAGGAUACAGGAAGGCCUUCAGACAAGAGCAACCUUUGGUUCGCCUCCGUGGCGGGGCCAUUGUAGGUGAGGGCCGAGUGGAGGUGCUGAAAAAUGGAGAGUGGGGUACCAUCUGCGACGAUAAAUGGAAUUUGCUCGCUGCCACUGUGGUGUGUCGCGAGCUUGGCUUCGGCACCGCAAAGGAGGCUCUGUCUGGAGGUCGUCUAGGACAAGGAAUGGGCCCGGUGCACAUGAAUGAGGUGCAAUGCUCUGGAUUUGAGAAGUCCAUAACUGAGUGUUUGUUCAACGGGGAGAUUCUGGGUUGCAGCCACGAGGAGGACGCGGCUGUCAGAUGUAAUGUUCCUGCUAUGGGGUUCCAGCAGAGGUUGCGUCUGAGUGGAGGUCGUAACCCCUAUGAAGGCCGUGUGGAGGUACUGAUGGAGAGAAACGACUCUCUGGUGUGGGGGACGGUAUGCAGUGAGGGGUGGGGAAUCAUGGAAGCCAUGGUGGUCUGCCGACAGCUGGGCUUAGGAUUUGCCAGCAAUGCUUUCCAGGAGACAUGGUAUUGGCCGGGUGAAGUGAGUGCAGACCAAGUGGUGAUGAGUGGCGUCCGCUGCUCGGGAACUGAGAUGUCUCUGUCCCACUGUCUUCACCACGGCGAGCACCUCAGCUGUCCCCGAGGAGGAGGACGCAAAGCUGCUGGAGUCUCCUGCUCUGAGACGGCUCCUGACCUGGUGCUUAACCCUCAGGUAGUGGAGCAGACCACCUACAUGGAAGACCGACCCAUGUUCAUGCUGCAGUGUGCAUACGAGGAGAACUGUCUGUCCUCCACCUCAGGCCAAGUGCCCGCCAACACGUACCGCCGCCUGCUGCGCUUCUCCUCCCAAAUCCACAACAACGGCCAGUCCGACUUCCGACCCAAAGCAGGGAGGCACGAGUGGGUUUGGCACGAAUGUCACAGGCAUUAUCAUAGCAUGGAGGUGUUCACUACUUAUGACCUGUUCACUCUGAACGGAUCCAAGGUGGCAGAAGGACACAAAGCCAGUUUCUGUCUGGAGGACUCCGAGUGUGAUGAAGGCAUUGAAAAGAAGUAUGAAUGUGCUAACUUUGGGGAGCAGGGCAUCACCGUAGGCUGCUGGGAUACCUACAGGCAUGACAUUGAUUGCCAGUGGAUCGACAUCACUGAUAUCAAGCCUGGAGAUUACCUUUUCCAGAUUGUAAUAAAUCCAAACUAUGAAGUACCAGAAACGGACUAUACCAACAACAUAACAAAAUGCAGAUGUCGAUAUGACGGCCAUCGGAUCUGGAUGUACAACUGUCACAAUGGCGGCUCGCUGAGCGCGGAGCUGGAGCAGACGUUUCCAGGCCUCCUCAACAACCAGGUGACCCACCGGUAGAGACCAGGAAGAUGAGUGCAGGUGAGCCGGUCCCUCAAAACGGAUGGAUGGUGGAAGUUGACUAACCACUUCACAGUCUAUCUGUGCCGGAUCUUUCUGUCAGCUCAGCAAUGACUGCACAGCCUCUGUUAUCACCCCCAAACAGCCACCAUCACCACCCCAGGACAGAAAGAACCUUUGCCUCCAAAUGUAUCCACUCUGAAGGAGGUAGAACUUCCCUGGGGAGAAUCAAAGGAACAAUGAAGCUCAGCACAAGACACGGGACUCACGUUUUCUUAAGUGUUGAUCAACCUGCAGGUUAGUGUCAGCUGCUCUGCAGCACCACCAAGCCUCAAAGGAAAUGCAGGACUUUAAAACGAACCACUGCAGUGUUCUGUGUGGGCUAUUUUUUUGUUUUUGUUUCUUUUUCUAAAAAAAUCCGGACCCCUCUGCUAGACUGCCUGAAAGCUGAGAGGAAUCUGUCAGCAGCAGCAGUCGGGGUGGGAAAAUACAGACAGUGUUUCUUCUUCUAUUUAUCAAAGUCGUUUAGUGCAUUUUCCAAUCUUAGAUCCUUUUAAAACAAUGACAGAAAUUCAGAUUAAAAGCUGAUACAGUUCAUGCCCAUGAAAGAAGCAUUCCCACCAAUCACGAGCAAACUUUUCUCUGUCUGAUGGAAGAAUGACCUUUUCCAGCUGAUGAAGAGUCGUGUUCUGAGCAUGUACUCUGAUCUGCUCUGCAGAUGAACUGAACUGCCUAUUUUCACAUUUCAAACACACCAUCAUCUUCAUGAGGAAGUGCGUCCUACACUGUUUUACAGAUCACCUUGCUUAAUCUAGCCACUGAAAAGUGGAGUUGUACUGCUCUCUAGUGGUUUAUCUAUGUUUUUCAUCUUGAAUCAGCUCAGGAUUAGCUUGAUUUCUUUUGUUACAGCAAGAGAUUUAAAAAUUUAGGAAAAUCACAAAAAUGUGAAAAUAUUCCAAAAACUUUUUUGUUAAAGGAUUACAUGAAAUCUUUCCACUUUUAUCCACCUUUGUCAUGGUAGGGAGAACACGUCAAUGCAAGGGGGGGGGGGGGGGGGGGUCAUCUAAGAUAGCACAAGGGUUAAGACGUUUUGCUGCUCAGCUGAGUAGCUUCUGAAGAAGCUAUUGAAGAACCCUGCUGGUUGACCUACUCAUAUAAUUCUCACAAAUGUAUUUAGAAUAAGUUUUUCAAAAUGCAUCUCACAAAAAAUGGCAUAACUGAUAGUGUUUUCUUGACUCCCAUAGAUCAUGUCAAUACAGAAUGAGCAUAUCAAAUUUAGAUGCACCAAAUCAUCUCUUGUGAUUAAACUUUUUUUUUUUUUAACAUAGUCACUGCCUAAAAAUAGAAUUUCCAGUUGAAAGCAACAAAAGCAUUUAUAAUUCACUAUUUGGAUUACCUUUGAGUCAUCAAUAAACAUGGCAGAUAUUGUUCUCAAUGUUGCUAAUCAGCAAGAAUGUGGUUAUGGUUAUGGUUAUGGUUAUCCAUGUGGAUAGAAGGCUGUAUUACUCGCUGCAAUACUUCCUAAACUCAUCAGCGCUCAUCCUAAACGAAGAAUCCUAAACUUUGACAUAUUGUCACUUCAAAUGCAGACUUCAAAUGUUGACAUGCUGUAACCUUUGAGCAGAAAAAAGCCAAUAGGAAUGCAGGCCACAUAUUAGAACUGACAUGAACCUGCUUAUGACCCAUGUGCACAACAAAUGCUGUAACAAAAUAAAAUCAGCUAAACUCACCUCUCCUCCUCAAAAUCAAAUGAUCAGCUGGUAUCUUCUCAUGAAAAAGUAGCAUCGUUUUCUGUGCUGGACAGUCCAGCACAGAAAACAUUUUAUUCCAAUUUAUUUCUGUUUUCCUUUCGUACUUUAAAAUGUGUAAAUGUACUUUGUCAUAAUGGUGCUAUCCAGCUGCUCCUCUGUUUUCUGAGGGCUCAGGAAAUGUUGAAAAGUCACGUUAUGUAUGCUUGAACAGUAUACUUGAAUUUUGAGGAAGAAACAACCUGUGCUGUGUGCAAAUUUAAAAUAAAGAUUAAAGUUAUAAAGCAA
This is a messenger RNA of Oryzias latipes (Japanese medaka), 4428 nucleotides long. It is a transcript of the gene loxl2b, whose product is annotated as lysyl oxidase-like 2b. The record is from RefSeq and is a predicted model, not a curated record. Gene Ontology annotation, cellular component: membrane. Gene Ontology annotation, biological process: peptidyl-lysine oxidation; collagen fibril organization. Gene Ontology annotation, molecular function: copper ion binding; protein-lysine 6-oxidase activity. NCBI's taxonomy places the organism in Eukaryota, Metazoa, Chordata, Actinopteri, Beloniformes, Adrianichthyidae.